Messenger RNA from Medioppia subpectinata, 961 nucleotides. Lineage: Eukaryota; Metazoa; Arthropoda; Arachnida; Sarcoptiformes; Oppiidae. The record is from the annotation of a GenBank genome assembly.
AUACAAUUGGUUUUGAACGCAAACGUGACUCAACACAAACACAAUACAAGACACUUCCCAUCUCUUGUUGAACACUUUGAUCCCAUAUAUCAGCGACAAGUGACCACACAUUAGCCGAAGACAAUGUUUAUGACCCGUUCUGAGUAUGACAGAGGAGUGAACACAUUCUCACCGGAGGGCCGACUCUUUCAGGUGGAGUACGCCAUCGAAGCCAUCAAAUUGGGUUCGACAGCGAUCGGCAUUCAGUCGACUGAAGGCCUGGUUCUGGCCGUCGAGAAGAGAGUGACCUCAACGCUGAUGGAAGCGGCGGCCACUGAGAAGAUCUCGGAAAUCGAUACCCAUAUCGGGUGCGCUGUCAGCGGUCUGAUGGCCGACAGCCGUACUCUCGUGGACAGGGCUCGGGUGGAGGCGCAGAACCAUUGGUUUCUAUACAACGAGAAGAUGUCAGUUGAGUCGGUGACUCAGGCGGUGUCCAAUCUGGCGAUUCAAUUCGGCGACUCCGAUAACGAGGGCAACGCCAUGAGUCGGCCGUUCGGUGUGGCCAUACUGUUCGCCGGCAUCGACGACAACGGGCCACAGCUGUAUCACAUGGACCCGUCGGGAACGUACGUCCAGUGCGACGCCAAAGCGAUCGGCGCCGGCUGUGAGGGCGCCCAACAGUCGCUCAAAGAGAGUUACCAUAAGGCAAUUGAUUUGAAAGAAUCGCUAAAAGUAUUGCUAAAUAUACUGAAGCAAGUGAUGGAAGAGAAGCUGAACUCGACUAAUGUCGAAGUGGCGACCAUUACUAAAGACAAAGGCUAUCAUCUGUUCACUAAAGAGGAAGUCGAAGAGCUCAUCAACAAUACUACCACUUCUUAAAUACGUUUUUUGUCUAAAUAUAACGAUUGAUUGAUUGCUAAGAAAACUUUGAUUGAUUUAUAAAUUAAUAAAACAUUUGGUAUUUUUUAAAAAACAAAAAUAA